UCAUGCAGUUUAAUAGAAACAAGAAACACUAGCAAAUACUUAUUAGUGAUUGAUAAUAGCACCCCAAGUUUCGAUCUUUUCAUUUCCUUGUCAACAUAUUACUAUUCUUGUAUCCUUGCACAUUUCAUAUUGCCAAGUAGUAAUUACUAUGAUGGUCUUAACAAAACCUGCCAUUGAGCAUUUCCCAAUAGUCAAGAACUCUUGCAAAGCCACCUCAUUCUUCAAUGAUGUUCCUGUAAUAGACCUCUCUAAACCUGACUCUAGGAACCUCAUUGUUAAGGCCUGCGAAGAAUUCGGGUUCUUCAAAGUCAUAAACCAUGAUGUCCCAAUGGAGUUCAUAAGUAAACUCGAAUCUGAAGCCAUUAAAUUUUUCUCAUCUCCCCUCUCUGAGAAACUAAAAGCAGGUCCUGCUGACCCUUUUGGCUAUGCUAACAAACAGGUUGGACAAAAUGGUGAUAUUGGUUGGGUCGAAUACAUUCUCCUUUCAACUAACUCUGAAUUCAGUUACCACAAAUUCGCUUCUAUAUCAGGUGUAAAUCCAGAAACAAUUCGCUCUGCAGUAAAUGAUUAUGUGUCAGCAGUAAAGAAAAUGUCGUGUGAGAUUCUUGAAAUGUUGGCAGAGGGAUUAAAGAUUCAUCCUAAGAAUGUUUUCAGUAAGCUUUUAAUGGAUGAAAAGAGUGAUUCUGUUUUCAGGCUAAAUCAAUAUCCACCAUGUCCUGAGAUUGAAGAAUUCAGUGGUAAAAAUAUGAUUGGAUUUGGAGAGCAUACCGACCCGCAAAUCAUAUCAGUAUUGAGAUCCAACAACACUUCAGGCCUCCAAAUUUUACUCAAAAAUGACCACUGGAUUUCUGUCCCACCUGAUCCGACUUCAUUUUUCAUCAAUGUUGGUGACUCAUUGCAGGUGAUGACUAAUGGGAGGUUUAAGAGUCUGAAGCAUAGGGUAUUGACAAACAGUGUGAAAUCAAGAUUAUCAAUGAUAUAUUUUGGAGGACCACCAUUGACUGAAAAGAUAGCACCGUUGCCAUCACUAAUGGAAGGAAAAGACAGCUUGUACAAAGAGUUUACGUGGUGUGAAUACAAAAAAUCAGCAUACAAAACUAGAUUGGCUGAUAAUAGGUUGAUUCAUUUUGAGAAAAUCGCAGCCUCAUAGUGAUAUUUUUUCUUGAGUAAGAGCGAGAGGCAGAUUCAGAAUUUGACGAUUAUGGGUUCUGAAUUUAUUAUAUAUACAUAAUCAAUAGAUUUUUUUUGACAAAUAUAUAGUGUUUGAAUCUUAGUGGAUUCUACCGAACUCGUACUUAGCAUGCUAGCACCGCACCUGCUAAGGUCCACCUUGACUUGUUGGUCUAGGGGAUAUUUGAUAGGAUUUUCCAUAGUUGAUCAUUCUCUCAAACUUCUGUAACUACCUGUCUUGUGUUUAUUUAUAAUAAAUAGAAGUUCGAAGUCAUAA
This is a messenger RNA of Lycium ferocissimum, 1447 nucleotides long. RefSeq names its product gibberellin 2-beta-dioxygenase 1-like. The coding region runs from base 149 to 1150 and encodes 333 amino acids. The record is from RefSeq and is a predicted model, not a curated record. The transcript is spliced from 3 exons. NCBI's taxonomy places the organism in Eukaryota, Viridiplantae, Streptophyta, Magnoliopsida, Solanales, Solanaceae. Gene Ontology annotation, biological process: gibberellin catabolic process; response to light stimulus.